GCUGUUCUAAUACUUGCUGAAAUAUCAUUAAUUCAAUUUCACUUAAAUACUCUAGUAAUAACAGAUUUGCGUACAUACACUACUAUGAUGUUAAACCUAUAUGUAACUAUGAAAAUUGUAUUUCCGGCUUAUAUGAUAGUUUAUGUAUUUAUAAACUAUCAUCUUUAUACUGCAUCACAGUCGAUGUUUACAAGCUAUAAAUAGCUCGCGUUUGAUUUAGUGAUAAUUUCCUGUUGACGUAUAUGAGUAACUAUUUCAGAGCAUUAUCUGUUUUGCUACAUUUCGGACGAUAAAAGGUGAAAGUGAUAUUGGAUUUUAGAUAAGUGUGAACAAUUAAUGUUAUCAUGUGUAAACUUAUCUAGCAUAGUAUAACCUUUUUUAAGUAGAUCAACAUACUGAUUAUAGAAAAUAGGAAAUAACUUCACAUGUACGACGCAAUGUUUAAGUGACUCAGAUAACUGCCGUGUGUUGUUUUCCAAUACUUCUGCUUAGAUGUUCUAUUUAUAGACCCAUUUUACAGACUAGAUUAUUUCGUUGCCAUGGAAUAACGGAUGUUGAGAACAUAAGUGUAUCUGAGAAUAUUAUGCCGUCUCUAGCGGAGUCACGUCGCUCGCUGUUCAACGUUAAGUUGGCAUCAUGGGUCGUGCGGCUCAGCGCCAUCUUUUGCAUGGGAAUUGCCGCGGUUUCAUUGGCAUUCGACGACCUCAGACUCGUCACCAUAAUAUCGUUCGCCGUCGGUUGUGCAGCACUGACUCAACCUCUCUUGGCGUCAUGUUGUUAUAACCGAAUUCCCGAGAGUUUUACGCCUUGGAAACUGACGACCGGCAAGAUCAUUCUUUACAUCUGGCUGUUUUUCAUCAAUUGUGUCUUGGUCGCGUUUAUUGGCUAUGGCUUUUUCUAUCUCUUUGUCUUCGCCAUCCCCUACGCCGAGUACUUCUUCACUAAUUGGAUCGGUAUCCUCUUACUUUUUGUCUUCCUGAUCAGCAUCGUACUUACCGCGGUCAACAUCUACACAUUCUGUGUUCUACACAAGAGCGGCUGCUGUUUCAUGAACUCUCUAAACAGAGAUGUUUUGAACGUGGAUCCAGAGGCAACACCAGUGGCUAUUAUUAUGCCGACACAGACGGUGACAUUUGGCCGUAAACCGGAACUGGAUGGGGCUACUUCCUGUAGCGUGUACCCCGAGCCUCCGCCUCCUUACCAGGAGCAGUGUCCACCGUAUAUGGAGAACAAAACAUAAACGUGUUAGUAACAAUGUACAAACACGAAGGAAAAUGAAAUUGUUUUGUCAUCUUCGUUACAUGGCUCACCAUGGGAUCCAGUUGGCCACGGUCUUCGUCCGCGUCGUUAUCCGAAUCCAAAACAUCACAUUUUCAUUUCCGACAUGUAUACUUGAUUGUCAUGUAAAUUGUCAAAAACCAUAACUUUGUUCAGUCAACUUCAAGAACGUAAUUGUAAAUCCAAGCAGGCGAUAUAUUCAAUUUGCGGAAUGCGUAUUGUUUGUAUUUGUUGUUUUGUAGCCUUAAAGGUAUUGACAGUGCGAAUGUUAAAAUUGAAAACAGUAUCAUAAAUGCAAAGUAUUAUACGGACUCGAUAGCACGAUAUGGCAGUGUUUAACGCGACAUCCGUGUUUCAAUUUCAGCCGCUGUGUGUUUUUCAUCUUACACAAUUGACAGGUUAUUAUUAUAUUUUGUUAAAUAAGAAUGCAGUGCGUCGCAUCAAACCAUUUAAUUAAAAUAAUUAUUGAAACCCAGUAAUUUUUCAAUACUUAUUAGAUUCACAGAAUUUAUAUCGUCAAUGCGGAAAAUUUUGAAUAAGAUAUUUAUGAAUUUUUAAAUGAUUUUGAGCAAAUAUAUUGAAAAUAUGUAAGUCCACGUAAUUCUGGAUCACCCCUCGUCCGUCUUAACAAUCUGGAAGCUUUAUUUAUUGAUAUCAAUGUCUAGACUAAAUUGUAUGUAGCAUAUGGCUAUGGAAUUGCCGUUGUAUGUCCAACAUCUCGUGUAAGAAGCGAAUAAAAUCGUGAUCAUCGAUUCUCUCUUAGGUAUUGAAAUAGUACCAAACUACGUCUACAAUUCUUUAGCCAUAUCAUUGUUUAAGUGUCUCGGUCAUGUUUCGGCACCAAAAAAAAAACAACAGUUUUUCCCGGGAUGAAUCUGAAAAUUCUUAUAUCAUAGAUAUUCAGAUCUUUGAUACCGAAAUUGAAGAAAAAAUACACUUUAAAUAUAAAAAACAACCUGGUUAGAGUGGGAAGAAACCCACGCCAUUACAAUCGAGAAAAGAAAACGAAACUUUAACCACUCGUCCACAUGGACUCGUACUAAGCUGACGGAAAUUUAAACAUUUAUUGAACAAAUUGCUUGCAUUAACAAACCAAUCACGCUACAGCCUUUUGUCAAAUAGCGUUACUAAGGCUUUUGUAAAUUGUGGACUUCAAAUACACUAUUUGUCAAUGAGCAUAACGCUCCUAAUGGUUUGCCACACUUAAUUACGUAUAGAAAAACAAAAUCCGCAAGAAGUGCAUUUUAUUAACCAUGAACGAGUCCCUUUCAGUCAUUACCAUUAAAUGAAGAAAAUAAAUAAAGCAUCUCUCUCCCCCCCCCAUCCCCCCUCCUUCAAUAUAUAAACAUCGAUAUUGAGUACAGAACCGCCAUGUCGCGGCAAUCAAUCUAAUACCAUGCUGUGUAAUGGCUGUUAAAUAAUUUAAAGUAACACAUAUCGACCGAACUGUGAGAAGAUGCUUUUUGUUGUUGUUUGGUAAUGUGGACCCUAAACAGUCGGAUAAUUCAUUUAUAUUUGACUUUAACACAGUGUUGAAUGAUAUGAUGUAAUAGUAUUUCUCUGUUUGUUUACUUUUGUAAGUUCAAUAAACACUAAACACGA
This is a messenger RNA of Mya arenaria, 2880 nucleotides long. RefSeq lists its product as uncharacterized. The coding region runs from base 584 to 1240 and encodes 218 amino acids. The transcript is spliced from 5 exons. The record is from RefSeq and is a predicted model, not a curated record. Lineage: Eukaryota; Metazoa; Mollusca; Bivalvia; Myida; Myidae.